Messenger RNA from Quercus robur (English oak), 392 nucleotides. Its product is annotated as cytochrome c oxidase subunit 5C-like. The transcript has a single exon. The coding region runs from base 30 to 224 and encodes 64 amino acids. NCBI's taxonomy places the organism in Eukaryota, Viridiplantae, Streptophyta, Magnoliopsida, Fagales, Fagaceae. The record is from RefSeq and is a predicted model, not a curated record.
AUUUUACAAGCUUCCAACAAAUAAGCAAAAUGGCUGGUUCCAGGGUUGCUCAUGCCACCUUGAAAGGACCUAGUGUUGUCAAGGAGCUAUGCAUUGGGAUGGCACUUGCUUUGGCUGCAGGUAGCCUCUGGAAAAUGCACCACUGGAAUGAGCAGAGGAAAGUGAGGCAAUUUUAUGACUUGUUGGAGAAGGGUGAGAUCAGUGUUGUUGUCCAAGAAGAAUAGAUCUUUGUAAUUUCUGUCCUGGUUCAAUGGACACGUUUGGCAGUUUGUUGAUCAUUUUGUGCUCCCCUCUAUUUGGCUCUUGAACCUAAGAUGAGCUUAGUUUGGAUUUUAAGUGAAUAAAUGUACUGAUUUUGCUUUAGAUAUAAAACACAUGUAAGUUUCAUGAUA